Westerdykella ornata is the source of this 1119-nucleotide messenger RNA. Its product is annotated as NGG1p interacting factor 3. Lineage: Eukaryota; Fungi; Ascomycota; Dothideomycetes; Pleosporales; Sporormiaceae. The record is from RefSeq and is a predicted model, not a curated record. The transcript has 2 exons. Bases 1 to 1119 code for a protein of 372 amino acids. Gene Ontology annotation, cellular component: cytoplasm; mitochondrion.
AUGGCCAGUAUGACGGGUUCAGCCCCAUUUUCCCGGGCGGUGGUCAGGGCCAUGCAAAGGCUCUACCCAAAAGCCCUCGCCGACUCCUCCUGGGACAACACCGGCCUCCUCCUCGAAGCCCCCUUCGACCCUUCCCGCCGGAAAUCCAACACCGUCCUCCUCACCAUCGACCUCACACGGGCCGUCGCCGACGAAGCCAUCGCCCUCAAUUCCUCCAUCAUUGUCGCAUACCACCCAAUCAUAUUUCGAGGCCUAAAGUCCUUGACGUUCGAAGAUACCCAGCAACAAACACUCCUCCGCCUAGCAAGCCAUGGGAUCAGCGUAUACAGCCCCCAUACCGCCGUUGAUGCCGCCCCCGGCGGCCUUGGUGACUGGCUCGCAGACAUCUUGACCGGUACAAGGCAGACUUCUCGACAUGAUGACACAUCAGACAAAGACACAGCACAACCCCAACCUAGCACCCUUCAGAACAAAGACAACAAUGACGACGCCUUCGCUGGUAAACGCCUCACAUACACCCUUCACUACCAACAAAGCCAACGCGGCCUCUCCUUCCGCUUCUCCUACCCCCCAAUCCCCCACUCCCGCUGGCCCAUAGUCCCGCAGUCUCCGGAAUUGGAAUCACAUCCAGGCUCGGGAAUAGGGCGAGUGGUCACGUUUGAGAAACCGCAGCCUUUACCUACUUUAUUGGAUAGAAUCGGCGAGGGAUUAAAUAACCCUAAGGGUUUUCCCAUAGCGAUUCCGCAGGAUAAGACAAUUUCGGAAAUUGAGGUUCGGACUGUGGGGAUUUGUGCUGGAUCUGGGGCUUCGCUGUUCAAAGGGUUAGAUGUGGAUUUGUUGUUUACGGGGGAAAUGAGUCAUCAUGAAGCCUUGGCGGCCAUUGAAAAAGGGCAGACGGUCAUAAGUUUGUUUCAUAGUAAUUCUGAGAGGGGCUUCUUGAGGGACGUGCUUGUCGGGCAAUUGGAGCAAGCUGUCCAGGAGGAAUGGAAGGUAGUGAGGGAGGAGGAGAAUGGAAGGGAGGAGUUGAAUGAAGCGAUGGGAGACGAGGAGUUUGAAGUGCUGGUCAGCGAGGUGGAUAGGGAUCCGUACGGGAUUGUUAUCUUAAAGGAGGGGGAGUGA